Schistosoma turkestanicum is the source of this 3022-nucleotide messenger RNA. The record is from the annotation of a GenBank genome assembly. Lineage: Eukaryota; Metazoa; Platyhelminthes; Trematoda; Strigeidida; Schistosomatidae.
AUUGUGAUGUUUAGAUGCUUUUUGUUCUUCUGUGAAUAGUAUAAAAACCAGCAAUUUUACUAUAAAUAGUCUUUUUUGUUUUGGAUCGCAAUAAUCAAUUACCUUUUGGACUCAAUUAAACAAAUUUAUUUGAAAUCUCAUUUUAUUAUUAUUUGAAUACAUGAAAUUGAUUCUAGAAAUUGAUUAGUUCUUUUAAUUGACAAGACUGCACAAGUUAUUUAUCUGUACUAUUAUUAAUUUGAUUAACGCGCGUAAUUUCUACGAAACAGUGAAAAAAAAAUGAAAUUCAUCAGUUCAAUGCAUAAAAAUCUAAUUUUAUUAUUUUCAAUUCUUAUACAUUUUCUAUUGAUUCACUGUAGUCAUGGUUUAAGGAGUCAUAUAUGUAACCAUUAUAAAGGACAACCGGUAUGUUGUCCAGGUUGGCGAAACGGCAUCGGUGCACCAUGUAUAAUACCUGUUUGUGCUGGUAAUUGUGGUGAACGUGGUGAAUGCAUUAAACCGAACACAUGUAUUUGUUCAGAUCGACGUCUACGUUUCAGUUGUAAAGAAGAAGAAGAUCUUGAUGGUGAGGAAUCGGAUACAAUGCAACUUGAUCAAGCUGAAAGUCAAUGUCCAGAUAAUUGUAAUGAGCAUGGAAAGUGUGAAAAUGGUGUGUGUAUUUGUCAAACAGGAUAUAGCGGUUUAAAAUGUGAAGUUCAAUUAAAAGGUGCUUGUUAUACCGGUUUAAAACGUGGCCUAUGUGUUAAUCCAUUGCAAUAUAGAAUAUCUCAAUAUGGCUAUGAAGCUAUACCAUUAAGUCAUGAAUUAUGUUGUAAUGCGUUGGGGAUUGCAUGGGGUGAACCAUGUCAAAUAUGUCAUACAACACAUUGUGGCAGAGGUUAUGAACAAAUUGAUGGUAUAUGUAAAGAUAUCAAUGAAUGUGAAGUGGAUGGGGUUUGUCAACGGGGUCAAUGUAUCAAUGAAGAAGGAUCAUAUAAAUGUCAUUGUCCAGAAAAUACACAUUUUGACGAAUCAACAUUAGACUGUGUUUAUACGCUAAAAAUGCCAUGUGAGGAAGAUCCUCAGCGAUGUCAUAAUGGUGGGAAGUGUCUAGAUCUACCAAACGGUGAUUACAGGUGUAUUUGUCCAUGGGGAACUCGAACUUCACAAGACAGAAAAUCAUGCAUUGAGAACAAAGAAUUACAUUUUGAUUUAUGUCAAUUGUAUAAAUCAUCUGUCUGUAAAAAUGGUCAAUGUAUACCACGUGGUAAUACAUAUGAAUGUUUAUGUAAUGAAGGUUUUGAACCGUCAGAAGAUCGUAAAACAUGUCAAUAUAAAAUUGAUAUUUGUUCAAUACAUCGUGGUUAUUUAUGUACAAAUGGACAAUGUAUACCAGCUGGACGUGAUUUCUUCUGUGAAUGUAAUCAUGGUUUCACUUUAUCAUAUGAUCGUAGAAGAUGUAUAAGUAAAUGUGAAGAAUUAGGACCAAAUAUUUGCCCGAAUGGUUAUUGUAUUGCCUUAUUAAAUGGUGAUUAUGAAUGUCAAUGUGAAAUCGGUUAUCAAAGUACACCGGAUCAUAAAAAGUGUAUCAUACAAAUGGAAGAAUCUUAUUCAAAUAUGCAUUACGCUAAACCUGUUCAAUAUUACAAGAACAAAUAUUAUAAAAAUAAUAAUAACCAAGAAAAUGAAUUUUAUGACGAUUCAAUUCAAUCCAAAUCACAAAUUGAUCAUUCCAACUAUGAUGAUGAAAAAUCUGAUCAUUGGUGGCAAAAUGACAAUGACGUAAGAAAAUUAUCGGAUAAACAGCAUAAAUCUUAUUCACAGUAUAACCAACAAGACUCAUCACAAAUAACUUAUGAAAAGCCUACAUCAUUACAUUUACGUGGUACCAGUCUACGAUCAACACCAUGUGGUCAAGAUGAUAUUGUGAAGAAAUGUAAUGGGGGGAUUUGUUUAAAUCUUGGUGGUGAUGGAUAUUUAUGUGAAUGUCUACCUGGCUAUCUAGCUAUCAAUGGAGGACGUUCUUGUGUAAAACAUAAAGAAAGAGAAGAUAACGUAUUGCAAAAUGAUGAAGGUGUUGACGAUUUGAGAAAAUCUUUUCAUCCAAUAAACAAUAGAAAGAAUAAAUAUAUAUAUAAUUUUAAGAAAAACUCUAAUUCAAAAUUAUCACAAUAUCAGUCAGCUUGUAGUCAAAAUGAUGUGUUGAACAAAUGUGUUUGGGGUACAUGUUUGAAUCUUGGUGGAAAUUUAUAUAAAUGUGAUUGUUUACAAGAAUAUCAAUAUACACCAAUGGAAGGUUGUAUUCGUCGAAUCGAUCAAGAUUUAUCUCAGUUACAAAACAAAUCAACACAAGGCUAUAAUGUAACAGUUUUCUAAAUACCAGUAUGAAAUCUUACAAAUAAUCUAGUAUACUUUUCAACUGCAAACACAUCAAAGUAAUAGACAUGAUAACUAAAGUUGCAAUAUAUACUACUCACAAACAAACAAUACAUCCAUGUCUCUCACCAAUUAUUCAACAACAAUAAUAAUCACUAUUUUAAUGGACAAUGUAAAGUUUUCCUGAACAAAUUUUUUUUUUUACAAUAGAAAAUAAAAAUAAAAGCAUUACUCUGAAAUUUAGCUAUUCAACAAAAAAUUUAUAGAAAUAUUGACAAUAACUCUAAAAGAGAAAGACAGACAUUGACUAAUCAAUUAUUAGUCAAGCACACAUAUCUAUCUAUUAUUCACUGCAUGCAAGUAUAUAUGUUUGCAUGAAGUAUACUGAAUAGAAUAUAAUUAUUUAUUAUUGUUAUUAUUAUUAUUAUUAAAAUAUUAUCAUUCGUCUUAUUACAUAAUUUUUCAAUUCUUGCCAUUUGUAAAGCUUUCUCAUUUAUCAAAAGAAAACGUAUUAUAAAGUGAAUUGAAUACGUUUGUUUACUUCAUUCUAUCACUGUGUGUGUGUGAGUGUGUUUGCGUUUGUGUAUUUUACCAAUACAGGGGAAAUAAAAUACUUAUUUAAACAAGGCAAUUUAUGAAUUGGUCAUCAAUGAAUCAUGUUAAAAAC